AUGGUUGAGGAAAAUGAAACAUCGCAUAGCGAGAUGCAGGAAGCACUGGCUUCACCAGCGGAAACAACGCCACCAUUGAAAAAGCAGAAACAAGCUUCCGCUGCCGCAAAUAACAAAACGAGUGAAACACGGCGAUUGGCUCAGGCCUCACGGACACUCAAGGCGUGCGAAUUGUGCCGCAAGCAGAAAACGCGGUGUUUCAGGUCUCCGGAGAACCCAAACUCGUGCUUGAGGUGCCGAUUCAUUAGUAAAGUUUGCUCGUUUGAAGACGAAGCUUCGAAAGAAGCGGACGGCUUGAGAAGCUCUUCGGAUACUGCGGUGGAUUUUAACAACAACACUGGGAACAACACAAUCAACGGAAAUGGGGACAAGUUGGAUAUGAUCUGGAAUGGCGUACAAGAACUCAUCCGAAUAUGCAAAGGGAAUCAAGCAUUGCGCGAAAUGAUCGGCCGUGAUUCUCGGUUAUCUUUCGGUGCUGGUGGUACACUAAUACCGAAGAAUAAUGGUGGUGGUGGUGGUUCCAGUGUUCAUUCAAGAUCCAACUCAAUGUUGCCGAUUGGAGAUAUGGACCAAAACGCACCAAUUUUUCAAGCUUCUUCAUCGACGUUGAAAACUUCUCCGUUUGCUAUUGUGAAUCGAGAAUGCGAGUUUAAACCCAUGAGCGUUAACCCUACUCCUAUAACUAGCUUGUUCACGUCGGCUCGCACUGAACGAGGCGGGCCUAGCCACAAUAGUCUACUAGACUUGGGCAUUUUGACCGAGGCUGAAGUUGUUGACUUGAUUGAAGAUUUCAGAAGAAAUUAUGGCCGUUGGGUUUCGUUUCCUGCGUCGCGGGCCACUGAGGAGUUGGUGCUUGAUUUGAAAUACAAGUCUCCAUUGUUGCUCACCACGUGUUGCUGUAUGAGUAUACGAUAUUCGAUUCACGAUGAUGAAGUCAACACGGAGAAAUUCCGGCAAAUGAUUAGAGUGUUGAUCCACGAUUUGAAUCAAGCGUUUUUGAAAUACACUUGUUUCACGGAUAACGAGUAUGGGUUGGUGGAGUUUUUGCAGAGCUUGGUAGUGCUUAGUAUCUAUGCAACUUCAAUGUCGGCCCUAGUUGCUAGUGUUGCUCAGUCGGAUGAAGAUCCCGAGCUUGUGGGGUUUAAUUUGGACCCGUGGCAAUUAUCGAGUGUCGGUAUCACUACCUUCUUGACCAAAUCGACUUUUCAACUAUUUAAAACCACCGAGAGUUCCGCAAGCGGUGGUGGCAGUGGCAGUGGCAGUGGCAAUGGUAAUGGUGGUGUUGGGGUUAGUAGCAGUAGUAAUCUAGGGAGAGGUGCACCGUCACCUCACGCUGCUAGCCCAGCCAUGGGACAAUAUGAGACGCUAACUAUACUACGAAUCUAUAACCAUUUAUGUUUGGUGCACAUGGUAAACUCGGUCUUUUCCGGAAGAAUGGCCGUGUUGGACGACGCUAGGAUCAGGUAUUGUAGCUCAGCAUUGAGUUUAUUCAACGCCACCAACUUCGACGGCAGAAUGGUUGCCGAAGUAGGAGUUCUACAAACAGCCUACAAGUACCUUCAACUUGGCAACGACGAGUCGCUCAAGAGACUGCCUUCACUAAUGGAAGCCGAUUUCCAAAUCGUGCUCAAGGAUAUGGCCGAAUGGCAUCAAAACUGGGACUAUUUGCUUCAACAACCGGCAUUGCAAUUCAUUGAGUACACAUAUAACUUUUGUUCAAUGUUGAUCUACUACUUCCGCUUAUUUCAGAGAACCGAAACCGAGGCAAACGAUGCUGGUAAAAAAAAAAUGAUGGACUUGACUAAUGCUAACCAAGUCUUAUCCCAGGCUCUGGUUGAAGAGUUGGUCAAGAUGUACCUGCAUUCCCAGGCGGUGAUUUUCCACAUCAAUGCCAUAAACAACGAUCUGUACGUUGCCUAUUUAUCCGACCAGAUCCACUUUUGUGCCUACUACUGCGGCAUGAUAUAUAUCAAAGUCGCGGCGUUGUUGGUGGAAAAGGGACAACUGAGCUCACUUUUGGAAGCAAAGGAGUUGACGACGAAAGCCGGCCGCAAUAAAGUGCUCAAGACUGUUGAGCUCUUGACUGAUAAGUUUAGUCGAAUCAUCAUGAAAGAAGGCGAAGAUAUCAUCUCCAAAUUCGCCAACAGCUUGGAUUUUUGCCUACAAGAAGUGUCCCAUGUUUUUCUAUACUAG
This is a messenger RNA of Lodderomyces beijingensis, 2193 nucleotides long. Lineage: Eukaryota; Fungi; Ascomycota; Pichiomycetes; Serinales; Debaryomycetaceae. The record is from the annotation of a GenBank genome assembly.